Guyanagaster necrorhizus is the source of this 1140-nucleotide messenger RNA. Its product is annotated as GroES-like protein. NCBI's taxonomy places the organism in Eukaryota, Fungi, Basidiomycota, Agaricomycetes, Agaricales, Physalacriaceae. Gene Ontology annotation, molecular function: oxidoreductase activity, acting on NAD(P)H. The coding region runs from base 1 to 1140 and encodes 379 amino acids. The transcript has 4 exons. The record is from RefSeq and is a predicted model, not a curated record.
AUGAAGGCUCUCACAAUUGCCCCGGGAGAUACAGUUGUUGUUGUCGAACUGCCUAUUCCAGAGCCCGGUCCUAACGAAAUAAGGGUCAAGGUUCAUUCUGUUGCACUGAACCUCGUCGACGCGCUCUACGUUGCACAUCCUGCAGACAAAGCGUUUGGUUGUGUCGUAGGGAGCGAUAUUGCCGGUAUUGUUGACAAAGUUGGAUCAGAUACCAUCCAAUGGCGUGUUGGUGAUAAAGUAACGGGACUUCUCCAGGGAGCGACGUCCGGGAAUAUUCGGCCUGGAGGGUUCGCGCAAUACGUUAUUCUCGAAGUCGAUUUGGCUAUCCGUAUUCCUAGUACUGUCUCUUACGACGAAGCUGCAACAUUGCCUCUGGGCUCAUUGACAGCCGCACAAGCUUUGUUUAUUCGUCUCAGAAUCAAUGCGCCAUUUCCAAGUCCCUUCUCAUUCCCUCCUGAAGCUACCCCUGCUCCUUCAAUCUUAAUCUCUUCUGCAGCAACGUCUAUCGGUUUCUAUGCAAUCGAGCUGAUCAAGCUAUUGCACUCUGCGGGUGCGCAGACCUAUCGUGUAUUCGCUACAGCCAGCCCGAGGAAUCACGCCAAGCUGCUUUCACUUGGUGUUGAAGCCGUAUUUGAAUACCGCUCUCCUACACAGGUUGAUCAUGUUCGAAACGUUUCUGGGGGAAUCACGCAUGCCUUCGACUGUCUAUCAGAGGAUGACACCACCGCACACAUAUCCCAGACGUUUAGGGAAGGUGGCGGAACGAUCGCUGUCAUUCGAAAGGCAGCGUGGAACAAGGAUGGCAUUCGAGCAGAUGUGACACCUCUGUAUGGCGCUGCAUGGUCAGGACUAGGUCACGAGAUUCUCUACAAUGGGGAGACUCUCCCGGAAUCUCCUGAAUGGCGAGCGUUCACUGUUACCUUCUUUUCUUUUCUGGGAAGAGAUGGGAAGAACUUGCUCAUCCAGCCCAACCCUGUUCGUGUUAUGCCGGGUGGACUGGAGAGUAUAGUUACCAAAGGCUUCGCUCUUUUGGGAUCCAGAAAGGUUGCAGAUAGAGAAAAGAACGCUGUUCAAAGCAGUUCAAAGCCCUGGAUGAAGCCGAUAUCGGGAGAGAAGCUGAUUUACCAUCUCACUUCAUAA